AUAUAAUAGUCAAAGCCUCAAAGGGUACGCAAUUUAUAGGAUUUUCCUUAUUUGUAAGCAUAAAACUAUAAUAACUAAACCUCUCCUCUCGAGAAACAAAAACUAAACCUCUGAAGCCUCCUCCUCCUUGUCAAAGUAGAACUCUCAAGUGUAUGUCCUCAUACAACUCUAUCUCUCUACUAAUCCUACCAUAGAAUUGAAGUCUCCCCUGCACCAAUGCAUAUAUAAAUACUUGGUAUUACUUCGUCUUAUCCUUUGAUCGGCAUUCACAAGAACGCAACAAACAAUUGGUUCUACUGUAGUUGGAGAAGAAAGAAUUCAUCAGGUGAGGGUAACCAAAAUGGGGAAAUUUGCACGACCCUUUAUCACAGCCUUUCUUGUGCUGGUUUUGUGCUUCCUGGCAGCCAUGGCAGAAGCUGAAUACCUCAAGUACAGGGACCCUAAGCAGCCACUGGGUGUUAGGAUCAAAGAUUUGAUGAAAAGGAUGAACCUUGCGGAGAAAAUCGGGCAGAUGACUCAGAUUGAGAGGAAUGUUGCCACUGCUGAUGUUAUGAAGCAAUACUUCAUUGGGAGUGCAUUGAGUGGAGGAGGAAGUGUGCCUGCACAAAAUGCCAAAGCUGAAGAUUGGAUGGACAUGGUGGAUGAUCUUCAGAAAGGGGCACUUUCUACCCGUCUCGGGAUUCCUAUGAUUUAUGGAAUUGAUGCAGUUCAUGGCCACAACAAUGUCUACAAGGCUACUAUUUUUCCUCACAAUAUUGGCCUUGGUGUUACCAGGGAUCCAGAGCUAGUGAAAAGGAUUGGAGCAGCAACUGCACUUGAAGUUAGAGCUACAGGAAUCCAAUAUGCUUUUGCUCCCUGCAUUGCUGGAUCCGAGAUGGGGACGAUGUUAUGAAAGCUAUAGUGAAGAUCACAAGAUUGUGCGAAUGAUGACUGAGCUAAUCCCUGGUUUGCAAGGAGAUCGCCCGGCUAAUUACUCCUAUGGUGUUCCAUUUGUUGCUGGAAAGAACAAAGUAGCAGCAUGUGCAAAGCAUUUUGUGGGUGACGGGGGAACAGUUAGGGGGAUUGAUGAGAACAACACGGUAGUAGGCGCAACGGAGCUGUUCAGCAUUCACAUGCCGGCAUAUUAUGAUGCCAUCAGGAAAGGUGUUGCUACCGUUAUGGUUUCUUACUCGAGCAUUAACGGCCAUAAGAUGCAUGCUAACGGCAAACUUGUCACUGGCUUCCUCAAGAACCAGCUCAAGUUCAGGGGAUUUGUGAUUUCAGAUUGGGAGGGCAUUGAUAGAAUUACUAACCCGCCCAAGGCUAAUUACACUUAUUCGGUACAAGCUGGGAUUCUUGCUGGGAUUGACAUGGUCAUGGCCCCUCAGAAUUACAAAGAUUAUAUUGGCAAUUUGACUGAUCUGGUGAAUAAGAAAGUGAUUCCAAUGAGUAGGAUUGACGAUGCUGUGAGAAGGAUACUGAGGGUCAAGUUUGCCAUGGGUCUCUUUGAGAAUCCAUUGGCUGAUCAUAGCCUUGCCAACCAACUUGGAAGCCAGAGUGGUUUAAAAUGUGAGAAAUGUUACUACUCCAUAUAAAUUUGGACCCAGCUUCCUCUGUCGGAGCGGGAGUCCCCCAUUGAGAGUUCCGGCCUCGGCGAGCCGGAUUACAUGGAGUUUGACUUUCUGGACGAUGCCACCAGUGCUGCGGCUGCCGCCGGCCAGGAGGCUGAGGCCGAGGAGGGAGCCGAAGACGUCGAGGAGCCAGCCGCGGAUGGAGGUGCCCAAGAAGCUUGAUCGGCUACUCCCCGCUCCCUUGUAAUUAGCUUUUUCAUUUUGUGCCCAAUUGAUGUAAUGGCCGAAGCGCCCACAAUUGUACUAAAUUGAUUAUAAAUGAAAAUUUUUGCUGUCCUGCUCGGCUA
Molecule: messenger RNA, 1897 nt
Organism: Cuscuta europaea
Lineage: Eukaryota; Viridiplantae; Streptophyta; Magnoliopsida; Solanales; Convolvulaceae
Source: the annotation of a GenBank genome assembly